GCUCAGGUCGAGGAGGGCGCGGGGAGUUCUUCGUCGCCAGGCCCCUCAGCGGCGAUGGCGACGGCCGAGGCAGGCCAAACCGAGGGGCCCUUGCUGCUGGCCAAGAGGCCGCGGCGGCCCGCGGCGCGCCGCUCGCUGGUGCACUACCUGAAGGGCCGCGCGCUGGGCGCCGAGGGCCACCCGGGGCUGGCGGGCUUCGAGGGCGACCUGCGCGGCUACGGGGUCGUCAGGCUGCCCGAGCUGCUGAGGGAGCGCCAGCUGACGCUUGGGCCCCUCAACAAGGUGUUCGCGUCGCAGUGGCUCAAUGCCAGGCAGGUGGUGUGUGGCACCAAGUGCAACACGCUCUUCGUGGUUGAUGUCCAGACCGGCCGGAUUACCCGCAUUCCCCUGAUGCGGGACAGAGGGCCUGGGCAAACCCGUGCCCAACCCACCUGUGGCAUCCACGCUAUCCAGCUGAAUCCCUCCAAGACCCUCCUGGCCACAGGGGGUGAAAACCCCAACAGUCUAGCAGUAUACCAGCUGCCCACUCUAGACCCUGUGUGCUUAGGGGACCGCAAUGGCCACAGGGACUGGAUCUUCGCCAUUGCAUGGAUGAGUGACACGGUGGCUGUGAGUGGAUCCCGCGACGGCACAGUGGCACUCUGGCGGGUGGAUCCCGACAUGUUCAGUGGCAACAUUCCCUGGCACAAUAAUUCAGGGAUUCCACGGUAUUCACACAUUCGUCCAAGGGACAUGGAGGCCAUUCCCAGGGCCACCACUAACCCGGGUAACCGCAAAGUACGAGCCCUUGCUUUCAGUGGCAAAAACCAGGAGCUGGGAGCCGUGUCUCUGGACGGCUACUUCCACCUAUGGAAAGCCCGGAGCUCCCUGUCCAGGCUGCUGUCCCUAAGGCUGCCCUACUGCCGGGAGAACGUGUGUCUCACCUACUGUGAUGAGUUGGCCCUCUAUGCUGUGGGUUCCCAGUCUCAUGUUUCAUUCCUGGAUCCACGACAACGCCAGCAGAACAUCAGGCCUUUGUGUUCCCGAGAGGGAGGCACUGGUGUGCGUUCCCUGAGCUUCUACCAGCACAUCAUUACCGUGGGCACUGGACAUGGUUCUCUGCUCUUCUAUGACAUCCGUGCCCAGAAGUUCCUGGAGGAGAGGGCCUCAGCCAGUCCAGACUCUUUUCUUGUGCGCACAGGGAGGAAGCUCAAACUAACCUGUGGCAGAGGCUGGCUCAACCAAGACGAACUCUGGGUGAAUUACUUUGGUGGCACUGAGGAAUUCCCCAACGCACUCUACACUCACUGCUACAACUGGCCGGAGAUGAAGCUCUUUGUGGGUGGAGGUCCACUCCCUUCAGGCCUCCAUGGCAACUAUGCAGGCCUCUGGAGCUAAAGCCUCUAUGCCCUUGUGAGGCUAUCUAUCUUUCAGUUCAGGCUAAGGUUCUUCACUUUUGUGCUUGUGUGUGAUGUGCGCAUGCACACUUUUAAUAUUAUGUGUGAUUUAUCUUCAAGGUGGACUUGGCCCAACUUUUUUGUGCUCAGCCACAGAGAAAGGGAAAACAGAAAGAAGGAGAGAGGAGGAGAAGGAGGAGAAGGAGGAGGAAGAGAGAGAGAGAGAGAGAGAGAGAGAGAGAGAGAGAGAGAGAGAGAGAGAGAGAGAGAGGAGUCUUAUGUCCUUUUGGCAAUCAAAACUUGGUGUGACUUUGGCACUUUUUCUCAGAGCACUACAUUUUUGCUGUAUCAUACAAAAAUGUCGAGUAAGUCUUAAUCUUAUCCUUCCUGAGUGAUUUAUGUAUUUUCUUUCCUUAGGCUAAUGCAGUCAUUGUGUUCACUUCAAUUCAGCAGUUUGAUUUUACCAGCAUUUCAAUAAUAUGUUCAAGUCGUUUAAACAUUGUGUGUAUAUGGCAUUUUGAGAAAACAUGUUUAAAAAAUGUCUCUUGGGCUGAUCUAAGAAAAUAUCCAUCAUUUAAAACUCCAAUCAAAUUAUAAAAUGUAUUUCAAGAUUUAGAUUAUUACCAUUUGGAGUGUCUUCCAUUUGAAUGUAGGAAAACUCAGUACUGGUUGAUUGUACAUUAUGGAUAUAUAAAAUUCUUUAACAUGUAUAUAAUUCUUACAGAAUUAUAUAAUAUUGUUCAAGCUAUUAAUCAUUUUUUUUACUUCAGAAAAACCUGAUCACUACCAUGCUUAGUACUAAAACCUUCUAUUUUAAAAGUACUGUAUUAUGACCUACUUUCCUUAGUACCAUUUAUGUUAAAGAUUUACAUGGCUAAUCAAAUCUGACCUAAAUUUUCAGGAUAAUUAGGAAGGUAUUUGGGGGAUUAACAUUUCCUUAACUUUCAAGAAACAGUCCAGGUAGCCAUUUGCAAUGAAAGGCCAGUAGUUAUGGUCAGAGUGGGUGUAGUUGAAUUUUGUAUUGAAUACAUAGAUAAUCAUUUUAUGUAGCUAACUAUUGAAUAUGUCAUGUAUCAUAGAAAAAUAAAAUACAAAUGUGUUCAACAUCAUAAGUAAUUAAACUAAGUUUUAAAAUGAUUAAA
Molecule: messenger RNA, 2518 nt
Organism: Peromyscus maniculatus bairdii (prairie deer mouse)
Lineage: Eukaryota; Metazoa; Chordata; Mammalia; Rodentia; Cricetidae
Product: DDB1- and CUL4-associated factor 12-like protein 2
Cellular component (GO): Cul4-RING E3 ubiquitin ligase complex
Molecular function (GO): protein binding
Source: RefSeq, a predicted model, not a curated record